CCAGCCAUGGUGGCCCUAUACCUUUGUGGUCCUCCGUUGCUGCCCCAAGAUCAAGACCCCGUGGUCCCUUUCCCCGACACCUUCGCGGUGGUCGAAGUUCUCUCUUCCUCUGUCCCUUCCCCCGUCCCAGUUCCGCUGGAUGCUACGAAGUGGGACUUGGAUACGAAGUUCUCGCCCAGUCCUCUAGCGCCCCCUGCUGGAACGCGGCCGGCCCAUCUCGCGCGAACGAGCCGACCGAAUCCAGAUCGCUGACCGUCUGGCAGUCGGUUCUCAUAACCCUCUUAGGCCCACUGUCCUGGGGGUCAGGGCUGUCUUCAGACACCCCUCCCAGCCCUUAGCUCGUUCCCUUGACGGAUGGAGACAUUGGGGGCUGCAGCACGGGGACUCUAGUGAGGACAGCGUGGGGACUGUCCCCAGACCCGGCCUCACGUGGCGGGACGCUGGAGUGGGCACUUUUGGACAGAGGCAGGGCCCUGUGCGCUUGGGAGCAGGUCACUGCGGCGCGCUCGGGAGCAGGGUGUUUAGGACCCAGGGGCAGCCCGGGGCGGCCCUCUGGGCAGCGGGAGAUCCUCCCCCACCUUCCCUGCCGGGUGAGUGGCUCAGAUGUCCGAGUAGCAGUAGCGGGUGGCUCUGGCGCUCCGCAUUUCUGUCUGCGGAGGCGGGGGCUGGCGGCCCUGGCCCCUGCCCGGCCCCCUCCCCUAACCCCAUGCCUCAACUCUAACCCUACUGCCCUCCCCCGCGGGGGGCAUUUCCCCGGUGUCCCCGGAGGUCCGUCCCGUCCCGUCCAAGUCAGGAGCCAUGAAUGACCAGUACCACCGGGCGGCUCGGGAUGGCUACCUGGAACUCCUCAAGGAGGCCACCAGGAAGGAGCUGAACGCCCCCGACGAGGAUGGCAUGACCCCCACCCUCUGGGCUGCAUACCACGGCAAUCUGGAGUCCCUGCGGCUCAUCGUGAGCCGAGGGGGUGACCCGGACAAGUGUGACAUCUGGGGCAAUACGCCCCUGCACCUGGCAGCCUCCAAUGGCCACCUGCACUGCCUCUCCUUCCUGGUGUCCUUCGGGGCCAACAUCUGGUGCCUGGACAACGACUACCACACGCCGCUGGACAUGGGCGCCAUGAAGGGCCACAUGGAGUGCGUGCGCUACCUGGACUCCAUCGCCGCCAAGCAGAGCAGCCUCAACCCCAAGCUGGUGGGCAAGCUGAAGGACAAGGCCUUCCGCGAGGCGGAGCGGCGCAUCCGCGAGUGCGCCAAGAUGCAGCGCAAGCACCACGAGCGCAUGGAGCGGCGCUACCGGCGCGAGCUGGCCGAGCGCUCGGACACGCUCAGCUUCUCCAGCCUCACGUCCAGCACCCUGAGCCGCCGGCUGCAGCACCUGGCGCUGGGCAGCCACGUGCCCUACUCGCAGGCCACGCUGCACGGCACCGCCAAGGGCAAGACCAAGAUCCAGCGGAAGCUGGAGCGGCGCAAGCAGGGCGGCGAGGGCACCUUCAAGAUCUCCGAGGACGGCCGCAAGAGCGUGCGCUCGCUCUCGGGCCUGCAGCUGGGCAGCGACGUGAUGUUCGUGCGCCCGGGCACCUACGCCAACCCCAAGGAGUGGGGCCGCGCCCCGCUCCGGGACAUGUUCCUCUCUGAUGAGGACAGCGUCUCCCGUGCCACACUGGCGGCCGAGCCUGCGCACUCGGAGGUCAGCACCGACUCAGGCCACGACUCCCUGUUUACCCGCCCGGGCCUGGGCACCAUGGUGUUCCGCAGGAACUACCUGAGCAGCGGGCUGCAUGGGCUGGGCCGCGAGGACGCGGCGCUGGACGGCGGGGGCACGCCGCGGGCUCGGCUGCAGAGCUCCCCCAGCCUGGACGACGACAGCCUGGGCAGUGCCAACAGCCUGCAGGAUCGCAGCUGUGGGGAGGAGCUGCCCUGGGACGAGCUGGACUUGGGCCUGGAUGAGGACCUGGAGCCCGAGACGAGCCCGCUGGAGACCUUCCUGGCCUCCCUGCGCAUGGAGGACUUCACCCCCCUCCUGCGGCAGGAGAAGAUCGACCUCGAGGCGCUCAUGCUGUGCUCCGACCUCGACCUCCGCAGCAUCAGCGUCCCCCUGGGGCCCCGCAAGAAGAUCAUGGGGGCCGUGCGGAGGCGGAGGCAGACGCUGGAGCGCCCGCCGGCCCUGGAGGACACGGAGUUGUGA
This is a messenger RNA of Phacochoerus africanus (Common warthog), 2184 nucleotides long. RefSeq names its product USH1 protein network component sans (gene USH1G). The coding region runs from base 799 to 2184 and encodes 461 amino acids. Gene Ontology annotation, molecular function: protein binding. Gene Ontology annotation, biological process: sensory perception of light stimulus; equilibrioception; sensory perception of sound. NCBI's taxonomy places the organism in Eukaryota, Metazoa, Chordata, Mammalia, Artiodactyla, Suidae. The transcript is spliced from 2 exons. The record is from RefSeq and is a predicted model, not a curated record.